Messenger RNA from Boleophthalmus pectinirostris (great blue-spotted mudskipper), 2499 nucleotides. Its product is annotated as plakophilin-1-like. Bases 43 to 2247 code for a protein of 734 amino acids. Gene Ontology annotation, biological process: cell-cell junction assembly; cell-cell adhesion; intermediate filament bundle assembly. Gene Ontology annotation, cellular component: plasma membrane; adherens junction; nucleus. The transcript is spliced from 13 exons. The record is from RefSeq and is a predicted model, not a curated record. Lineage: Eukaryota; Metazoa; Chordata; Actinopteri; Gobiiformes; Gobiidae. Gene Ontology annotation, molecular function: cadherin binding.
UCUUCGCCCAACGAUUUUCUGCACUGCCUCUCGCGCACGUUUAUGCAGUCAGCUCUCACGCUUGCUGUGAAAAUGACCACCCUAGACCCGCUGAAGUCCGUCAUGGCCAUCGAAAACGUGGAGGACACUUCGCUCGCCUUGCCGUCUGUAAACCAGUAUCGCUCAGGUCAACAGCGCGUCUUGGAGCAAGUGCAAAAAGUGCGCAGAUCCAAGUCGAGACAUGCGAGCGUAAGAAGUGGAUCUACCUCUUUAUCUCCCACGGAGUUCAUAUAUGACUCAGUGGAUUCAGUGAAGUCACCAACAUCUGUCUAUAUGAAUGGGAAUGUGUUUACUGGGAAUGGAAUUUCUCAAGCUGAUAAAUACAUGGGAACUAUGACCUGGAAAUCCCAGAAUAAUGUCAAAAGCUCCAACGUAAAAAGAAAUUCUGAAUCUUCCUUCUAUCAGUAUGGGACGUACGCACCCAUUGGCUCGAUGACAAUGGCUAAAACUACCACUAGCCGGAGUGAACCAAGUCUGGCUCGGCAGCGGAUUUCAACCAAGAAAGCCAAUUCGCCUCAAAGAUUACCAUCUCACAAGAGCACCUACAGGCCAUCGAGAACCACCCAUCAGUCCCUGCCUUCGCCCAGCACCAAUGGGACCAUUAAAACCAAGUCAAGCAAGCAAGUCAUACGCAAAUCUGUGACCAGUUCAAAAACUGUCCCAAUGAUCCCAACACUUCCAAAACCUUCACUUCCCAAUCUGGCAACAGUAACAAAGAAAAAGGAAGAGUUUGUGUCAAAUGUAAACAGUGGUGCAGUAGAAAUCACCAUGAAGGAAGCAGUGGAAUAUCUUUCAAAUUUGGACAGUUCCUUUCAGCAUUGUGGAGCAUCAUAUAUACAGCAUAACGCUUACAUGGAUGAGAACGCGAAAGAAGAGGUGCUGAAGUACAAUGGAAUCCCUCUGCUGAUUGGUUUGCUGCGCAGUUCCAACUCUUCAGUGAGUCAGACUGCUUGUGCAGCUCUGCGUAAUCUAUCCUUUAAAAACAUUAAAGCCAAAGAGGAAAUCCAACACUGCAAUGGCAUCACUGAAACUGUGGCUCUGCUGCAAGAGACUGACUCCACUGAGAUGCAAAAACAGCUCACAGGUCUUUUGUGGAAUUUGUCAUCAGCAGACAGCCUCAAGCCAGACCUGUUGAAAAAUGCUUUACCUGUUCUUAUGGAGCGUGUCAUCCUGCCGUACACAACUAUGGGUAACAAUAUUGACCCAGAAGUCUUUUUCCAUGCAACCGAGUGCCUGAGGAACCUGAGUAGCACAAAGCAGAGCUAUCGACAGACAAUGAGAAAGUGCCGUGGUCUGGUUGACUCGUUAGUCAGUUAUGUGAAAGACUGCAUUGAUGCUGGCAAGCCAGAUGAGAAGUCUGUAGACAACUGUGUGUGCACCUUGCACAACCUGACCUUCCAGCUGGAGGCUGAAGCUCCGGCCCUCUUCACAAGGAUCACGGCUUUGGCCAAAAACGUCAACCGGAAAAACAGCCAGAACGAUGUGGGCCCCAUUAGCUUUUGUUUUAAUCCACCAAACAAGGCUACAGAGCAUGAGCAUUAUUUUGACUUCCCGGCCAUAGAGGAACCACAUCCCAGUGGAGCAGGAUGGUUAAUUCACUCCAAAACUCUGCAGAGCUACCUGACUUUGCUUGGGUCAAGUCAGAAAGAAGAAACACAAGAGGCGUGUUGUGGAGCUCUACAGAAUCUCACUUUACAUGAUGGCAUUGUGUCCAGUGUAAUGAGUCAUACUAUUGUGAACAAGCUGAAUGGACUGCAAGUCAUUGGCCCUCUAUUAAAAUCCAAUAAAGUGAACUUGCAAAGGAACGUAGUGGCUUUAGUGCGGAACCUCUCCCGCAACCCAAGCCUGCACAAUGCAUUAGCCCGUAAAGCCUUGCCGCAGCUGGUGGAUAUAAUCAGCGACGGCACAAAGGAAGGAAAUGAAUCGGAUGACACUCUGGCCAUGGCCUGCCAGGCGGCCAACAAUCUCUUCAUCAAGGACCCAGACAUGAGCAAGCACCUGCUCAACAAGGACCUUAUUAAGUCCCUACAAGAUCUCAGCCAGAACAGCUAUCUCCCUAAGUCUAGCAAAGCAGCCUCCCUGCUCCUCUACAACCUGUGGUCUGAAAAAGACACACAAAGCUAUCUGAAAAAGCUUGGCAUGAAUAAAUCAUCUUUUGUGAAUGACGUCACCACUGCAGUCCACAAGUCACUUCAAGUUGUUGAAUAAAAAUACUGGAAUAGAUUGUCUAUGCAGAUCUGAUUUUAGAAUUGUACUUUCACAUUCUUUUUCACUUGUUUGUGAUAGCAUUUGGUAAAAUUUAACUGGUAUUUUAGUUUGUGAAGAUGUUUGCUAAUUGAAUGGUUGUAAUUAUUUUGACUAUUUAAGGAAAUGUAGAUAUUGUUUUUGAGAAUCACUGUAAAAUGGGAUAUAAUUAUGACAUAUUAAAUAUUUGGUUAAAUAAUAAAACAAAAAAAAAUC